Messenger RNA from Ipomoea triloba (trilobed morning glory), 1066 nucleotides. RefSeq names its product membrane-embedded CAAX protease MroQ-like. NCBI's taxonomy places the organism in Eukaryota, Viridiplantae, Streptophyta, Magnoliopsida, Solanales, Convolvulaceae. Gene Ontology annotation, biological process: CAAX-box protein processing. Gene Ontology annotation, cellular component: membrane. The transcript is spliced from 8 exons. The record is from RefSeq and is a predicted model, not a curated record. Gene Ontology annotation, molecular function: metalloendopeptidase activity. Bases 1 to 867 code for a protein of 288 amino acids.
AUGGCUGCAAUACUGAUCUCUGUUCACCGGAAAAUUCCAACAAUGGCUGCAAUACUGAUCUCCGGGUAUCUUGCUCAGCCCUCGUCUCUCCCUCUCCCUCUCCCAUUCUCCCCAAAGCUUUAUCUUUCUAACCCUCUGUCUCAAAACUCGCAUUGGGUCUCUCUUCGCCGCUCCACCCAAGCCUUGAACCGCCGCUUCUCCAAAACUUCUUGUCUUUACACUUCCGGCAACCAACCGGAUAACAAGAUCCUUAUUUAUCUAUGCAGUAUUACAACUGUUGUUGUGCUUGGAGUUCUCUAUACUCUCACCAAGUCGUCUCAGCCACUUCCUAAUGAAAUAUAUCGAUAUGAUUGGAGGGAGCCUUUCGAUUUUCAAAGAGGAUGGCUGUUGUGGGCAACGAUUGGUCUUGUUGGAGCGCUGAUUGCUAUUGCAUUGACGGGAGUUGCAACGUCUUUUCUCAAUAGCGAGCCCCCACAGAGAGAGACUGAUGCUCUUGUUCGCUUGCUUCCGUUGAUUGGCUCUUCAACUAUCAGCACUGCAAGUCUGUUGGGCAUUACGGGCGUCCUUGCUCCAAUUCUUGAGGAGACUAUUUUUAGAGGGUUUCUUAUGGUCUCCCUGACUAAGUGGCUGCCUACACCGCUGUCAAUCCUUCUCAGCGCCUCUGUAUUUGCUGUUGCACAUCUAGCUCCUGGAGAAUUUCCUCAGCUUUUUGUACUCGGGACUGCUCUAGGAUUUUCAUAUGCUCAAACACGAAAUCUUCUCACGCCAAUCACAAUUCAUGCGUGUUGGAACUCGGGGGUUAUCUUGCUUCUGACCUUCCUCCAGCUUCAAGGAUAUGACAUCAAGGAAAUAAUACAAGCAUCUUGAUUCAGAUUGAGGAGUGAAUAUGGCAUUUUCUUAUUCAGCCUUCAUCUUAAGUCAUAACUGUUCAUUUCACAGAUUUCUAGUAGCAGUUUGACCUGUAAUGUAUUCUUGCCAGAAUUUUAGUCUGUAUUCUAUUCGAACAUGUUUUUGGCACAUUAAUUGGUUCAAUCAAAAUUGCAGCAGUGUUCUGUGUUUCAUGCAA